AUGUUUGGCCAGAUUGCUAUUUCCACCGUCCUCGCUGUCGUAGCUUAUGCUGGCCCUUCCCUCGUGCAGCGAGCUUCCACCCCAUCUCCGAUCAACCUAGGGAUUCCAUCAACUCUUCCAGCUAACGCUUCUCAGUCCCUUGAUCCCUACCUCAUCUCGUUCUCGAUUGAACCCGCAUUUCUUGACGCGUUCUUGGGCAACAAGUCAAACCCGAAUGCGCUCACCCUCCAGCUCAUUUCGAAUAUCGAGAAGGUGACGGGUGGCAUCGCUGUUCGCCCAGGAGGAGCUACUGUGGAUUCCUCUAUCUACGAUCCUUCUCUCACUGGCAGUGAAGUUCUUACCUUGUCUUCCACGGGAGCGGUCCACCGCACAACAUGGGGGCCUUCCUUCCUCGAAUCCUUAAAUCUGUUGCCAGCGUCCUCGAAGAUUAUCAUGGACAUCAACCUACUCAACAACUCGUACGAGAUCGCGUUCAAUCAAGCUUCGGCUGCGGUCCAAGCCCUUGGAAGCAAGCUGGAUGCCAUUGAGAUCGGCAAUGAACCCGAUAUUUACACGAUCCAAGGUGAGAAGGACCCUUCCGAAUGGACUGCUUUAACCUAUGCGCAAACAUUUGUGGAUUGGUCUCGUAACUUGACGGCGGGUCUUAACCUUCCCAAGAAUUUCUUCCAGGCUGGUGGAUUUGGUGAGCCCGGUAACCUCGGCUUACCCACCACGGACAACUUCACGGUAGCCAAGUCUAUCGCACUUGGCAUCAAUAACGCGUCAACAGUCAAGUAUUACUGUGAACAUAUGUACGGCUUUGGCAGCUGCACACCCGCCAUGAUUGCUCUCACCAACUUUGACAACGUCGUUAAUCAUCAAAACAUUACGACCUUCAUGAAGAAGUAUGUCCCACAAAUUACGGCUGCCAGGACUGCGGGCGCACCCUUCGUUGCCGGAGAAUUCAACUCUGUCGGGUGCUCAGGAAUGCAAAACAUCUCCAACACUUUCGGACAGGCACUCUGGCUCGCCGAUACCUACCUAUAUGGAGCGACACUUAACAUCACCAGAAUGUACUUGCACCAGGGCGCAACGCUUGCUGCUCAAUUCAUCGCCGAUCAGUUGAAUACUCCCGGAUUUAGCUGGUACAACUUCGUCUACCCCUCUGACUCUGCUCGAAACGGCCCUGCCAGAGCCACCCCAUCAUACCCCGGACUUCUCCUCGUUGCAGAAGCUAUGGGCACUUCGGCUAACACCUCAAACAUUGCCUCCUUUCCGGUUCCUGCCCAUCCCCAACUCGCUGCCUACGCUAUUUGGGACUUCUCUGCUCGCAGCGGUGCUCCCGCUCGUGUUGUCCUGCUUAACCUUGGCUCUGAAACCGGCCUCAGCGUCGACUUAUCGUCCCUAUCGCCGUCCGGCGUUAAGCGCCUCCACUCACCAACGCGCGACAAUGUCGACUCGGACACAGUUACAUGGGGUGGCCAGAGCUGGACCAACGGUACUGCCUCAGGUUCGCUCGUGAUUGAGAAGCCUCUCAGUGACGGGAGCGUUGCAAUUGGGGCGUAUGAGGCUGUAUUGGUUUACCUUGCGGGCGUGAAUGGUACCGCCACCGCCACGCCAGUUGGGACCGCUUCAACCUCGGGCUCAUCAUCCAUUUCAACGUCGACCAAAUCCGGAGCCCUCGGACGGAGUCUAUCUCUGACUGCGGGAGGGGUUUCCGUUGCUUUUGUAGCGGCCCUCCUUAUGCUUUAAUGAUUUUUACGCACCAGGUUUUGUAGAUACGCAUGUGUUAUUCCAUUAAAAAUUUGCUGAUAUUAC
Molecule: messenger RNA, 1797 nt
Organism: Laccaria bicolor S238N-H82
Lineage: Eukaryota; Fungi; Basidiomycota; Agaricomycetes; Agaricales; Hydnangiaceae
Product: glycoside hydrolase family 79 protein
Exons: 9
Coding region: 1-1731 (576 amino acids)
Source: RefSeq, a predicted model, not a curated record